This is a messenger RNA of Homarus americanus (American lobster), 1946 nucleotides long. Its product is annotated as C-myc promoter-binding protein-like. The transcript is spliced from 11 exons. The record is from RefSeq and is a predicted model, not a curated record. Gene Ontology annotation, cellular component: cytoplasmic vesicle. The annotation marks the transcript as partial. Gene Ontology annotation, biological process: regulation of Rab protein signal transduction. NCBI's taxonomy places the organism in Eukaryota, Metazoa, Arthropoda, Malacostraca, Decapoda, Nephropidae. Gene Ontology annotation, molecular function: protein binding.
UUAUAUUUUCCCUCUCUCUCUGCAGAUAAUCUUCCCAUUCCACUGGCAGUGUCCGUACAUCCCCCUCUGUCCACUUGGGCUCUCGGACCUUCUUAAUGCUCCCAUCCCCUUCCUCCUUGGCCUGGAUUCCAGGUUCUUUGAUUUGUACGACCCUCCCCAAGAUGUGAUAUGUAUAGACCUCGACACAGGAGCCAUGUCUGUACCUGAUGACAAGAAACAUUUUGUUACCAAGAUUCUCCCAAAUCGUCCUGUUCGUGUUCUCCGUGCAUCACUGGACAGCCUCUGUGAGAAGAUACAUAAGUUUGAGAAGUCUUUACAGCAACAUCUGAAGUCACAGAAAAUUGAGCCAAACAGCAGCAUUGACUCAGAUUUCAAAAUGAAGAGAAAAGAGCAACAACUUGAUAUAGAGAUCCAGGAGGCAUUUCUGCGCUUCACCGCCACCAUCUUGAAGGGCUACAGUGCCUAUUUACUUCCAAUUGUGUCAGCCAAAGCCGGUGCUGCAUGUGAUACUUCCUCCUUGUUUGAUCUUGAUGCUUUUGUCAAAUCAAGAGACAAGAAGUACCACAAGUUUUACCAGCUGAUGGUCAGCACUCAGAUGUUUAGCAAGUUUAUCGAGGAGCGUUCAUUUGUGUCGGACAAGGAUGCUUCCCUGGCUUUCUUUGAUGACUGUGCUGAGAAGGUGAUUGAGGAGGACACCACCGUUCGUCUGCUGGAGGUGGAGUUGGCCCAGAGUGAACACACGCUCUUUCUUCCUCCACCAGAACCUCUGUACCUACCUGAAGGUGUUACUUAUAGUUAUUCUGGUUUUCCUAAACUUAAACCUGAAUUGUUUCCUCUUCGUGAGCCCAAGCCUGCACUACCCCCGCAGGUCAAAGCCCCUCAGACUGCUCCUGCUUCCCCCCUGGCCCGUCGCACAAAACAAGAAGUAAAAACGGAUCAGAGACUUGCCUCAAAGUAUUCACUGACACCUAUACUGUGGGCCAAGUGUUUGCUCUCCACAUGCUAUAGCUUGUGGUUCACACAGCUCCCGGCAUUUGCCCUGACGCAGCACCACAAGGCUCGCUUUUUGCAGUUGGCUUUCAAGAUCCUCACCAACAUGCAGAAGCUACAUCUUUCACAAGCUGAUGAAGUGAGUUACCGUGUGAUGAUGCAGCUAUGUGGACUCUACUCCCAGCCCAUCAUGGCCGUCAAGGUGCUGUGUGAGAUGCGUCAGAAUGGCAUCACACCCAACGCCAUCACCUAUGGCUACUACAACCGGGCCGUUAUGGAGAAUAAGUGGACUCACUCAAACCUCUUUUGGAAUAAACUCAGGAAUGUGGUGAUUGGUGUGUCAGCAUUCAAGCGUUCGGGCUUGGAACGGGCUCAGAGAAGAAAAUCGUCUCUCUCCCUGGAUGUGGUGGACAAGUGCCUAACAGAUGCUGACAGUGCCUCACGAGUGUCGCUGGAGAGUGGCACCUCCCUGGACUCCCAUCCCCCUGCACCCCAUGCCAAGACUGACACUCUAAGCUCAGAUCCAGGGUAUUGCUCUGUCAGCGAGACGAGCGAAAGUGUUAGUUCUCCCGGGGCACCGCCAACGGCUGGUGAGUAUGAGCUCUCAGUCAUCACAGUACAGUAAUGUUACACCACUAGAGGAGAAUUUAGGGUUAUAAUAACUGAUAUUUGUUGGCUGAAGAUUGGUUGUAGUGUUGUGUUAUCUGGCCACAAGAGCUGUAGCCAUUCCCAGACUAAAUAUGGGAAGUUACAUCGUGUAUCACUGUACAGUACUUUCACCCGAAUUGGCACUUGGUGCAAAUAAUGUGCUUCUCUUGCCUGUCUCCUGAUAACUACUACAGUAUAUUAAAGGGUUAUCAUAGAUCAAGAAUAUAGUGUUUUGCCUGAGAAAAAAUUGCUUCCCUAUUAUAUGACAGGACACCCAGUAGACGUACAGUACAGUAAGUCCCUGAUAA